Messenger RNA from Oncorhynchus keta (chum salmon), 4041 nucleotides. Its product is annotated as zinc finger protein 271-like. The record is from RefSeq and is a predicted model, not a curated record. Gene Ontology annotation, cellular component: nucleus. The annotation marks the transcript as partial. Gene Ontology annotation, molecular function: DNA-binding transcription activator activity, RNA polymerase II-specific; RNA polymerase II cis-regulatory region sequence-specific DNA binding. Gene Ontology annotation, biological process: regulation of transcription by RNA polymerase II. The transcript has a single exon. Lineage: Eukaryota; Metazoa; Chordata; Actinopteri; Salmoniformes; Salmonidae.
GUUGAGGAAAGUAAUGGUGUAGUUGACUCAGGUACAUCAAGACUACCUGGUCGUGGGAGUUACCCCUGUCCUCAAUGUGGGAAGAAUUUUAGUUCCUCAAGUAAUCUAAAGAAUCAUCAAAGAGUACACACUGGAGAGAAACCUUUCCACUGCUCAGUAUGUGGGAAGCGUUUCCGUGAGAAAGCACACCUUAAGAGACAUGAGAGGGUACAUAAUGGAGAGAAGCCUUACAACUGCUUCGAAUGUGGGAAGAAUUUCCGUGUGGAAGAGACCCUACAGAAACACCAGAGAAUCCACACAGGAGAGAAGCCUCACCACUGCUCUCUUUGUGAGAAGAGCUUUAAUCAUUCAGGAAGCCUUAAAGAACAUCAAAGAAUACAUAGCGGAGAAAAGCCUUACCACUGCUCUCUUUGUGGGAAGAGCUUCCAUCAUUCAGGAACCUUUAAGAAACAUCAGCAAAGACACAUUGGAGUGAAACCUACCUGUAAUCACAAUGUGAUUGUCAAAGAGAAGGAUGAUGACUGUACUCUCAAUGUGAUAGUCAAAGAGAAGGAUGAUGACUGUACUCUCAAUGUGAUAGUCAAAGAGGAGGAUGAUGACUGUACUCUCAAUGUGAUUGUCAAAAAGGAAGAUGGUGACUGUACUCUCAAUGUGAUUGUCAAAGAGGAGGAUGAUGACUGUACUCCCAAUGUGAUUGUCAAAGAGGAGGAGGAUGACCCAGAUACAUCAAGACUACCUGAUUGUGGUCGUUACCCCUGUCCUCAAUGUGGAAAGAAUUUUAGUUCCUCGAGUAAUCUAAAGAAUCAUCAAAGAGUACACACUGGAGAGAAACCUUUCCACUGCUCUGCAUGUGGGAAGAGUUUCAGUGAGAAAGCAAACCUUAAGAGACAUGAGAGAGUACAUGAGAAGGAAAAGAGAGAAGUUGAGGAAGAGGAGAAAACUGGUAUUGUAGUUGACCCAGGGACAUCAAGACUACCUGGCCGUGGGAGUUACCCCUGUCCUCAAUGUGGGAAGAGUUUCAGUUCCUUAGGUAAUCUAAAUAAUCACCAAAAAGUACACACGGGAGAGAAGCCUUACCACUGCACCCAAUGUGGGAAGAGCUUCAGUGAGAAAGCAAACCUAAAGAGACAUGAGAUAGUACAUAGUGGAGAGAAGCCUUACCACUGCACCCACUGUGGGAAGAAUUUCCGUGCGGCAGAUACCCUACAGAAACACCAGAGAAUCCACACAGGAGAGAAGCCUAACCACUGCUAUUUUUGUGGGAAGAGCUUUGAUAAUUUAAGCAGCCUUAAGGAACAUAAAAAAAUACAUAAUGGAGAGAAGCCUUACCACUGCACUCAAUGUGGGAAGAGCUUCAAUUACUCAGGAAAUUUUAAGAAACAUCAAAGAAUACAUAUUGGAGAGAAUCCUACCUUUAUUCUCAAUGUGAUUGUCAAAGAGGAGGAGGAAGAUGGAAAAGAGAGAGAAGUUGAGGUCGAGGAGAGAGAAGUGAAGGAAGAGGAUAGCAGUGUGUACAGUCUGAACAGGAUACCACCUCCUAAUGUACUGCAGUGUGUAUCAUCUGAACAAGAUACCUCCUCCUAAUGUACUGCAGUGUGUAUCAUCUGAACAGGAUACCACCUCCUAAUGUACUGCAGUGUGUAUCAUCUGAACAAGAUACCUCCUCCUAAUGUACUGCAGUGUGUAUCAUCUGAACAGGAUACCACCUCCUAAUGUACUGCAGUGUGUAUCAUCUGAACAAGAUACCCCCUCCUAAUGUGCUGCAGUGUGUAUCAUCUGAACAGGAUACCACCUCCUAAUGUACUGCAGUGUGUAUCAUCUGAACAAGAUACUCCCUCCUAAUGUGCUGCAGUGUGUAUCAUCUGAACAGGAUACCACCUCCUAAUGUACUGCAGUGUGUACAGUCUGAACAGAAUACCACCUCCUAAUGUACUGCAGUGUGUACAGUCUGAACAGGAUACCACCUCCUAAUGUACUGCAGUGUGUAUCAUCUGAACAGGAUACCACCUCCUAAUGUACUGCAGUGUGUAUCAUCUGAACAAGAUACCUCCUCCUAAUGUUCUGCAGUGUGUACAGUCUGAACAGGAUACCACCUCCUAAUGUACUGCAGUGUGUAGUCUGAACAAGAUACCACCUCCUAAUGUACUGCAGUGUGUAUACUCUGAACAGGAUACCACCUCCUAAUGUUCUGCAGUGUGUACAGUCUGAACAGGAUACCACCUCCUAAUGUACUGCAGUGUGUACAGUCUGAACAAGAUACCACCUCCUAAUGUACUGCAGUGUGUAUCAUCUGAACAGGAUACCACCUCCUAAUGUACUGCAGUGUGUACAGUCUGAACAGGAUACCACCUCCUAAUGUACUGCAGUCUGAACAGGUACAAAGACAAGGUUGGUGAUUUACUGCUACCUGCAGUUAUGGAAUGUUAUCUCAGGACUAUAAAUUCAUUGGUUAACUCCUUCUGCUGACCUGGAUGGAAUUAUAGCGUCCUUCCUUAACCCACAGGAAGUCCCACCAUUUUGACUACUUCAAAAUGGUGAAAGUCCUCAAUGGUGCUGCUCGUUAGACAAUACAGUGGAAAAGCCUCACCACUGCUCUCCAUUAUAUAAAAUCUCUUAUUCACUAAAGCAUGUGAUAAAUAUAUCUGUAUAGAAACUGCGUUCCAGGACACAGAUUCAUGCUCCGAGUUCAUUUGACUGCGGGUUGUCGACAAUGCAGCUUUUAAAAAGCCAAUUUCCGACCGUGUGAAAACAUAUGCAGCAUUUACCACGAAUAAGAAAUACACGCGAUAGUGGGAACCUUGCCUUUUAAAAGUCACAUUGAAUCCCAGCUUCUGUUGAGUCGUGGUAAAAACAUUACAUCUUUCUUCCAUUUAGCAAAGUCUUUAUCCAAAGUGAUUUGUUCUGGAUGUAAAGCACAGACGACACAAACAACAAUAUCUAAACGCAUUAAAGGACCAAUCCAAAGUUGAACCAAUAACACAGCGAGGCACCCUUGUUUUGGUAUGAAGCUUAGGGACCUGGAGAAGCGUAACCACUUUCACAUUCAUAGACAGAGUUAUGGGCUGACCAUUCAUGAUCUCAAAAUGAUCUGCUAUGGGCUGACCAUUCAUGAUCUCAAAAUGAUCUGCUAUGGACUGACCAUUCAUGAUCUCAAAAUGAUCUGCUAUGGGCUGACCAUUCAUGAUCUCAAAAUGAUCUGCUAUGGACUGACCAUUCAUGAUCUCAAAAUGAUCUGCUAUGGGCUGACCAUUCAUGAUCUCAAAAUUAUAAUUUUAGCUAUUGACUGACCAUUCAUAAUCUGCUAUGGGCUGACCAUUCACGGUCUCAAAAUGAUCUGCUAUGGGCUGACCAUUCAUGAUCUCAAAAUGAUCUGCUAUGGGCUGACCAUUCAUGAUCUCAAAAUGAUCUGCUAUGGACUGACCAUUCAUGAUCUCUAAAUGAUCUGCUAUGGACUGACCAUUCAUGAUCUGCUAUGGACUGACCAUUCAUGAUCUCAAAAUGAUGAUUUUAACCAUGUUUUUAGGCUAUACGGGGUUUGUUUACAUUUACAAUGUUUCCAAACAUUGGAGGAAAACAAGCUUAUAUUUUGUGGUUCUGAUGGAGUGUGACAGUUGAAAUAAUCUUAUGAGGGAAUAUAAAUGAAUAGUUUAAGAAUCAAUAGGGAUAUACAGUAUCAUUCAUUUAUAUAAGUCUAAAAAUGUAUGUUACAACUGCAGAUCCCCCUUUAAACACUACAGUAUCAUACCAUAUUUACAUAUACCAUUACAACUGCAGAUCCCCCCUUUAAACACUACAGUAUCAUAACAUAUUUACAUAUACCAUUACAACUGCAGAUCCCCCCUUUAAACACUACAGUAUCAUACCAUAUGUACAUAUACCAUUACAACUGCAGAUCAUCCCACUGGGCACAGACGUCAGUUCAACGUCUACUUUGAAUUCAUAUUUGGUUGUGAAUUCAAUGUGAAUUCAACAAAACAUUUCACCAUGUCAUUGGAUUUAGGUCCCCAAUUCUUCAUUUUAUUAAAUUCUCAAAACAUUUAA